AUGCCUGUGGCGAUACAUUUUCUUCUUAAUCCACUUGAAGGUCGAGUAGAUGAACCACCGGAUUAUUUAAAACAAAAUACCCAAUUAUUACAUUUCGAGAGAUUAAAAAAUCAUGAAUUUGACUCGCAACAAAUGGCUAAUUUCUCUCAGCGAUUAAAUAAUGUAGAAAACAAUUUACAAGGUGUCAAGACUGAUUUACAAGGUGUCAAGACUGAUUUACAAAAUGUAACAAUCGAUCUACAAGGUCUUAAAGAUAAUCCCAGGUCGAAUCUCACCAACAGGAUCCGAUGGGACCCUUUAUGGCACGAUGCGCAUAAGCAUUCACUUUAA
Molecule: messenger RNA, 330 nt
Organism: Rotaria socialis
Lineage: Eukaryota; Metazoa; Rotifera; Eurotatoria; Philodinida; Philodinidae
Source: the annotation of a GenBank genome assembly